Molecule: messenger RNA, 1094 nt
Organism: Ochotona princeps (American pika)
Lineage: Eukaryota; Metazoa; Chordata; Mammalia; Lagomorpha; Ochotonidae
Gene: BIN3
Product: bridging integrator 3
Exons: 9
Coding region: 92-853 (253 amino acids)
Biological process (GO): actin cortical patch localization; plasma membrane tubulation; endocytosis
Cellular component (GO): actin cortical patch; cytoplasm
Molecular function (GO): protein binding; lipid binding
Source: RefSeq, a predicted model, not a curated record
UCACUUCCUGGAGACUGGCUGAAUCAGGAAGUGAUCCCAGAGGACCGGGUUGUGGCGGUAGACCCCUGCGGCCGGCCCAGGUUCGGGAACCAUGAGCUGGAUUCCUUUCAAGAUUGGGCAGCCCAAGAAGCAGAUUGUCCCCAAAACAGUGGAGAGAGACUUUGAAAGAGAGUAUGGAAAACUCCAACAGCUGGAAGAGCAGACCAAGAAGCUGCAGAAGGACAUGAAGAAGAGCACAGAUGCCGACCUGGCCAUGUCCAAGUCAGCCGUGAAGAUCUCCCUGGACCUACUGUCCAAUCCCCUCUGCGAGCAAGACCAGGACUUUCUGAACAUGGUGACAGCCCUGGACACAGCGAUGAAGCGGAUGGAUGCCUUCAACCAGGAAAAGGUGAACCAGAUCCAGAAGACUGUGAUUGAACCCUUAAAAAAGUUCAGCAGUGUCUUCCCAAGCCUCAACAUGGCCGUGAAACGGCGGGAGCAGGCCCUGCAGGACUACCGCAGGCUGCAGGCCAAGGUGGAGAAGUACGAGGAAAAGGAGAAGACGGGGCCUGUGCUGGCCAAGCUCCACCAGGCCCGGGAAGAGCUCCGGCCCGUCCGUGAGGACUUCGAAGCCAAGAACAAGCAGCUGUUGGAUGAGAUGCCACGUUUCCACAGCAGCCGCCUCGACUACUUCCAGCCCAGCUUUGAGGCCCUUAUCCGGGCACAGGUGGUGUACUACUCAGAAAUGCACAAGAUCUUUGGAGACCUGACCCGACAGCUGGACCAGCCCGGCCACUCAGACGAGCAGCGGGAGCGGGAGAAUGAGGCCAGACUGAGUGAGCUGCGAGCCCUCUCCAUCGUGGCAGACGACUGAGUCCCCUGCCUCAGGAGACUGCAGGGACACGUCCGCACCUUAUGCUCUCGGCCCUUUCUGGGCACAGGCUCAUGCCCUCCCUGCCAGACAGCUGUGAGAAGUGCCGUACCUGGCAGCGCCUCUUCUACCUCGCCAGCCCUGUGAGCCAAGAGGCAUCUGUUCCCUUGAGCCCCAAGCAGGCAGCGGCUGUCUCCCCAGUCAGGGUGCAGGUAAGCUGCGGAGGGAAGCGCCGGGGUCAUUA